CUUCGAGCUGCAAACUGCAAACGGCACCAUCUCACAACUUUUCCACUUUCCAACACCCACGCACUCCUCGUCGACUUACCAACGAGCCACGGCCUCGAGUACGACGACCUCGAGUACAAAGAUCUCGAAGAAUUCGAGUAUUCCGCGACCAACGAGAGGCAAACGAACAGCCUCACAACCCUCCCAUUAUUCCGAAAGAAUUACAAACGACAGCAUCAGAUCCAGCAUGGCUUCGGCUGCACCGGCUGAACCAGCACAUGACGGCGGCGGAGCCCCAGAUCACGCACCUUCAGGGCCCCGAGGUGAAGGCCACCGAGGCAGAGGACGCGGGCGUGGGAAGGGACGCGGCAGAGGGAGGGGUCGAGGAGGGGGAGGAGGAGGGGGGCAACACCACAACACACAGAACCCGCCACCGCCAUCACAACCCAACGCCGACGAGCCCAAGCCACCACAGGCAGGCAAGAUCCCGAACUUCAAGGUUAAGAAUGACACCCAGGACGAGGGGGGCGACGAGGACGUGGAGGUCUGCUUCAUCUGCGCCAAUCCCAUCAUCCACCACUCGGUCGCGCCCUGCAACCACAUUACGUGCCACUUGUGCGCCCUGCGCCUGAGAGCGCUGUAUAAAACCAAGGACUGCCCUCAUUGUCGGACACCCGCCCCGUUUGUUAUCUUCACCGAUGACGGACAGAAGCGCUUCGAGGAGUACACCGACUCCGAGAUCACCAGCGCCGACAACAACAUCGGAAUUCGGUAUGCCGGCGAGGACAUCGUGGGCGAUACCGUGCUGCUGCUCCGCUACAACUGCCCCGAUGCCGAGUGCGACUUUGCCGGCCUCGGCUGGCAGGACCUGCACCGCCACGUCAAGAGCGAGCACCACAAGAAGAUGUGCGACUUGUGCACCCGCAACAAACAGGUGUUCACCCACGAGCACGAGAUGUUCGCCGACAAGCAGCUCACCGAGCACAUGCGCCACGGCGACGACAAGCCCGGCGCCGUCGACCAGACGGGUUUUAGGGGACACCCGCUGUGCGGUUUCUGCGGCGCCCGCUUCUACGACAGCGACAAGUUGUACGAGCACUGCCGGGACAAACACGAGCGGUGCUUUAUUUGUGACCGCCGGGACUCGCGUCAGCCGCACUACUACCAGGACUACAGGGCGCUCGAGGACCACUUCAAGAAGGAGCACUUCAUGUGCGCGGACCGCGAGUGCCUCGAGAAGAAGUUUGUCGUGUUCGAGUCCGAGAUGGACCUGAAGGCCCACCAGCUUAGCGAGCAUGGGGGCUCGUUCGCCAAGGGAAGGGACGCCAGGACGGUGGACUUGUCCAACUUUGACUUGAGGCAGAGGUACGAACAGGACAGGAGGGGAGGUGGCAAUGUAAGGGAGCAGCGACGGCGCGGUCCAGAUCCCAAUGCGGAACCUCUACCUGUCAGCUCGGCGCAGCCGCUGAGGCGAGACGAACUCGCUUUCCAGCGACAGAUGGCGCUCCAGACGGGGCCAACCCGACCUGCACCCGGCCCCUCGCGGGCAACCCCCAACGCGGCGCCAUCCCGAAUCCCGGCCGGCCAACCCAUCAUCGACGCCAUGGAAAACCUCAGCAUCACCGACCUCUCCACCCUCACCCCGGAGCAGCGCGCCAGCCUCACCCGGCACGGCGCCGUCAUCGAGCGCGCCGCCAACCUGCUCGGCAACGACAGCACCAAGAUGGCCACCUUCCGCACGCACAUCUCGACCUACAACCGCGGCUCCAUGACGCCCGAGCAGCUCAUCGCCGCCUUCUUCUCUCUCUUCUCGGAAACCUCCUCCACCGCGCUCGGCACGCUCGUCCGCGAGGUCGCCGACCUCUUCGACGACAAGACGAAAGCCGAAGCCCUCCGCCGCGCCUGGCACAACUGGCGCGCCAUCAACGAGGACUACCCGUCCCUGCCCUCCCUCGACGGCAUGCACGGCGCGACCACCGCCACCACCGGCUGGGCCGCCGCCGCGUCCGCCAGCCGCAACACCGCUCCCAGUAACAACAACAACAACAACAACAACCAGGCCGCCGCCCAGGCCGCCGCAGCCCACCUCCGCCACUCCACGCGCGUGCUCAAGCUCAAGAAUAGCACCCGCCGCGGAAGCGUCGGGUCGGUCAUGUCCGCCGCGUCGGGAGCUUCUUCCUCUACGCCGGCUACGCCCAACCCUUCCUCUGUCAUUUCCCCACCCUCGCGGUCGCUGGCUUCGGCUUCGGCUUUCCCUGCCUUGCCGGGGAGGGCGCAGGGGGGGCAGGCGAGCAGCCCGCAGCCGAGUUGGAUUGGGGGGUCGGCGCCGGCUUUGCCAAGGCAGAUGCCGCCUUCUGUUUCUUCUGUUUCUUUUUCUUCUGGGGGGGGAGGUGGUGGUGGUGGUAAUGGAGGGGGGAGGAGAGGUGGCGGUGGUGGUGGGAGGGGGACGGCGGGGGAGGACGCGUUCCCUGCGCUGCCGGCGGCGCCGAAACCGCAGACGACGCUGUUUGGGUAUGGGCGCGGGGCGGUGAGGCGGGAUUUCGGGUUUGCGAGGGCCGGGGAGGGGACGGGGUUUAGUUGGGGUGGGGGGGGUGGAGGGAAUGGGAGUGGUGAUGGACAGAAUGCGGAGGGAGGACAGGAGGGUGAUGGGGCGCAAGGGGCGCAAGGGGGUGGUGCUGGUACUGGUGGGGGUGGCGGGAAGAAGAAGAAUAAGAAGCAGGUUUUGGUGCAGUGGGGGUAGGCCUCUGGUUUGGUAGCCUGGGGAAAGUCACCGUAGGGGGUAUGAGGUUGGUGCGUGGGGAGGGCAUCAAGCUAGUGGCGUCGGAUGUGAAUGAGUAUGAGAUUAUGAGCGAGUUUGGCCCAUGGUGGUGAAAAUAUGGGGAUUAAAUGUGGGAUAGACACUUUUAUGUAAUCAAAACGGUGUCUCAUUCUUUUGGCAGUAUCGGGUUGCCGCCAGCUGGCCCCGUCAGCGAGCAGUUUGCGCUGGCCUCCUGCGUUUAUACCACCCGUUCUGGGUAUUGGUCGCUCUCUAAAGAUCCCACAAGUCUGUCCUACACUUAAAGUGCACGGCGUCAGUGGCGAUUCGUCUUCCAAUCGUCGGGGUAUCCCGGCGGUACUGC
Messenger RNA from Chaetomium fimeti, 3098 nucleotides. RefSeq lists its product as uncharacterized. The record is from RefSeq and is a predicted model, not a curated record. Gene Ontology annotation, molecular function: ribosome binding; ubiquitin protein ligase activity. The transcript is spliced from 2 exons. Bases 227 to 2719 code for a protein of 830 amino acids. Gene Ontology annotation, biological process: protein ubiquitination; rescue of stalled cytosolic ribosome. Lineage: Eukaryota; Fungi; Ascomycota; Sordariomycetes; Sordariales; Chaetomiaceae.